This is a messenger RNA of Daucus carota subsp. sativus, 2827 nucleotides long. RefSeq lists its product as uncharacterized. Bases 164 to 2671 code for a protein of 835 amino acids. NCBI's taxonomy places the organism in Eukaryota, Viridiplantae, Streptophyta, Magnoliopsida, Apiales, Apiaceae. The transcript is spliced from 5 exons. The record is from RefSeq and is a predicted model, not a curated record.
CACAACAAUCUCACUCUCGCUACCUUUUUGAACGUUCAAAUUAACUCUCUCUCUCUCUCUCUGCAUAUAAACGAUAAAUGUUGAUGCUGCUUCUCAUUAAUACCCGCUCUCGCGAAGUUACUCUGUGCUUGAACUGAGUUGCUUGCUUGUUCUUGUUUGAAAAAUGGACAGACUUCGACGUCUCGCAAAAUCAAAGAGUUCCGACAAAAACGAUCAAGGAGACCAGCAUGCUCGGCAAGAAAAGCCUAAAUCAAAGCUUCCAUCAACGAAUGUGGUUGCUAGAUUAAUGGGGUUUGAUGGCUUGCCAUCUCAGCAGCCAAUUCAUAAGGAAGCCAAAAGCUUUUCGGAAAAUUCACUCAUGACUUCAGAUCCAGCAUUACAAGGAGAUGGGGACUUGAUUCGCGGUGAAUCACAUAAGAAGCGAAUCACUGAAGAGCCAGAUUGCAAGGAUAUUUUUGAAGAGAAAUUGAAGAUGCCAGGCACCAAUAGAGAUGCAAUAAUGGAUCUUUUAAAGAAACCUAAUCCGUUGUUCGUGAAGCAUCUGCAGGGAUUGCAAGAGUCUUCUUCUAGCUCUCGUUGCAGUCACCUACUCAUUCCAAAGCUGUCAGAGUCAGACCCUAAAAAAUAUCAAGCUAAACACCAAAAUGUUGAGGGAACCACUUCUUCAAAACAUCAGAUUGGCUCUAAGAAGACACAUGAUGAUGGUAGUCUGAAUCAAUCUUCUGCCCUUGCAAUUACUCAACAUCAUCUCCAGGAAUCAAAAAUUGGUUGGGAGGAGGAGAAAGAGGGCACUAACAAAGGAACCUCAAGGAUUGUAAUUUUAAAACCAAACUAUGCAAUGGCAGAAGAUGCUCGUAACUGUUCAUCAUCAAAAGAUUCUGCACGUGCUCAUAUUUCGGGCAGUAGGAAACCUAAAGGGCACAUGAGUGAGAGGAUAAAGGAAGGAGACUAUCUUGAAAAAAUAGAUGUUACUGAUGGUGUAGAGGUCUCAGCAUCUCGAGUUCGAGAGGCUAAAAAAUAUGGAAAGAAAGUUAUUAGAGAAUUAAGUGAGACUACACUCAGUAUGAAGGAAAGAGAAUCUAGAGAAUCUGCCAGGAAGUUUAAUGGAGAAGUGCAAGAGGUGUUUAGUCGCAUGAGAACGGAGUUUCCAUCUUAUGUGAAAGUGAUACCUGGGACAGGGGGCCUUCAUGACCUUUCGAAAAUUGAUUCAGCAAGUGAAUCAGACGUGAUGAAAAUGACAUCUUAUGAUUCAACAGAAUCAUUUGUUAGCAGGCAGGCCAAGAAGAGACUGCUGGAGAGGUGGAGAAGGGCCCAGAGGCAUGAACUUGCAAGAACAGGUGGCAAGGGAAUCACACUCCGUGAAAUGCUCUGUAUUUCGGAGGAUAGAUUGAAGCAUUUGGAUAUGGAAAAUGCAAGGUGGGAUACGCCUUUGGGUAUCAGCAGUGCAGAUGGAUGGAAGGACAUGUAUUCCCAAAUUAAACCGAGAUCAAGAUCCCUUCCUCCUGGUACCAGAAGUGAAAUGUUAAAUGCAGAACGUGCCGAUGACAAGUUGCUACUGUCUAAAGAAGAAAGAUGUCGUAGACAAAGUGAUAGACGACAUAGGAAGUUAACUGAGACGGCAACCUCAAGAUCCAGCAAGAGAAAAUCCCAGUCUCGGCACAGACGUGCUUCUGAUUCCCAUGCUUCAGUGGAGAACCAUAUCAAUCAUGAUGAUAUAGACCUUGUAAAGAAAAAUUCACCUGAAGAGAAUACUAUGGUUCCUCCAACACCUAUUGUUAGCAGCACUUUCGGGACAGGAGCAAGCACCACACUCGAGUACUAUACUGCUUCAUCAGUAUCAUCUGAUGCAUGCUACCCGAAUGUCUCUAAAAGCAUGCUAAAGCUAUAUUAUCCCUCUCAUAGCGGGCAAGAGCAUUCAAAUCCAAAGCACUUAGUCGCUGAAGGAGAAUCCUCAGGAAUCUUGAAGGAGGCUGGCCCCAGUGCAAUUUCGGUUCUGAAAGUUCCUACUGGAGAAGAUUUAUCAUCGGUUCCUGAAAGCUUUAAACAACUUAGUGCUGAAAUUCAUGAUCUCCGUAAGCAGCUCUCUCUGCUCCGUAGUCGAUCACAGUCAAACUUCGAUGCACAUUUGCAUAUCAAUAAUGACUUUGCUAGUGAGGGAUCGAGCCUAAGUUUUCUUGCCGAUGAGAUAGUUGUAUCUGAGUACUGGCAAUCUUUUUACAUUGCUGAUGUCUUAAUUGAAUGUGGUCUUUAUGAUGCGGACAUCGAUGCAUGCAUGCCAAAUUCAAAAGGUCCAUAUCACCCUCUUGGGCCUUGGGUCUUUCACAAUCUUGAGAAGAAAUACUGUGACGAGACAUCUGCACCAAAAUAUGAGAGGAUGCUACUAUUUGAUCGUAUACGUGCAGCUGUUUUGGAGAUUUCACGGUCCUGCAAGAAUCCUUGUCCAUGGGUGAAGCCCAUGACAGCUGAAUUUGGUAAGUUGCCGAAAUGUAAGCUGAGGAAUGAGGUGCAGAAGUUGCUGGACACCCAAGAGGCACCGGCAAAGGUAAUUGAUAGGGAUACAUUUGGUGGGGAUCUAAGGAGUUCAAUCGACAUGCUAGGUAUAAAAUUUGAGAAAUCUAUAACAGAUGACCUCCUGACGGAGCUUGUAAUGGAACUGAAAUCUGGUGUAUAGUCAUAGGGGUGGCGGGGUAUAGAUAGACAUUUGACAACAGAAUUAAUGAAAUAGUGCUGGGAAGGGAGUAAAUAAUAGGAAAUUAAAGUGUUAGGAUUUUAAUUUUAUUAUUUGCAUUUGGAUAUUGAUUUUGUUUAGGUGUUUUGAUUCGUUUCA